Messenger RNA from Manihot esculenta (cassava), 1256 nucleotides. Its product is annotated as protein BASIC PENTACYSTEINE7. The coding region runs from base 221 to 919 and encodes 232 amino acids. Lineage: Eukaryota; Viridiplantae; Streptophyta; Magnoliopsida; Malpighiales; Euphorbiaceae. Gene Ontology annotation, cellular component: nucleus. The transcript is spliced from 3 exons. Gene Ontology annotation, biological process: response to ethylene. The record is from RefSeq and is a predicted model, not a curated record. Gene Ontology annotation, molecular function: sequence-specific DNA binding; DNA-binding transcription factor activity.
CAGGUAAAGGAGUCCUUUGAGAUACUGAGAGAUAAAUGCUUAAACAAAAUUUUCAUGUGCUCUUGCAGAGAAAUGCUGAUUCAGUUGGCAAUGCAGUGAACCGAAGAACAGGAAACUAACCCACUUCCAGUUGAAAAAUAUGGCACAGUUAGUAAAUUCGUGUUGUUCCAUGAGGUUUUGGUAGGCAAGAGUGUUGAGACAUCUAGCAGUAAAGUCCACGAUGGGUACUUACUCCAACAGAAGCCAUAUCAUACCAGAAGCUAGCACAGGGACAUCUGUUCCACAUUUUGCUUGGUUUUAUUCUGGAAAUUUUUACUCUCCACCAAAAACCAGCUCAGUUCAUUCUCAGGGAACUCAGAUUGAUUCAGAACCAGGUCUACCUGUUGAUCCUAUUCGUUCUGUUGCUCCUACAACUGAGCCAGCAAAGAAAAAUAACUCGGGAACUAAACCUGCAAAGGCUAGAAAACAGAAGCCUUCUGUAAAGGGUUCUAACCAAAUCUCAUCCAAAAUUUCAAAGCCAAAACAACCCAAAAAGGCUUCUUCUAAAAAGAAUGGACAAAACAUGCCCGAAGCCAAACGUGAAAAAAGGAAUCUCAAUGUUGAUGUUGAUAGAAUGAACUUUGAUUUAUCUGGGGUGCCGUCUCCAUUUUGCUCAUGCACAGGCAUGCCUAGAGUUUGCUACAAAUGGGGUGCUGGUGGAUGGCAGUCCUCAUGUUGCACCAUUACUAUAUCAGAAUAUCCUCUCCCCAUGAGUUCCGCAAGGCCUGGGGCUCGCAUGGCUGGGAGGAAAAUGAGUAGUGGAGCAUAUGUGAAACUUCUGCUGAAACUGGCAGCUGAAGGUCAUGACCUUUCCCAUCCAGUUGAUUUGAAGGACCACUGGGCUAGACAUGGUACUAACAAGUUUGUUAUAAUCAAGUAGAGAUGUGGAAAACUGACAAUUAGAUAUACACCGACUACUGGUGUGUAUGAUUCCUAUCUUUUUUUCUGGUAAGGUGUAGUCUAUUGUCAUGCAGAUAUGUAUAGUUGUUAGGUACUGUGCUUAUUUUGGCAACUGUUUAGUGCUUUCUGAUGCAGUCUUUAGUUGAUUAGAAUCCUGUGUAGUACUUAUCACUUAUCAGAGGUUCGAAACAUGAAUUGGAAAUGCCAGUUUUUACUGGACUUCCUUAGUUUGUGUUCUGAAGUUCAUCAAGCUGGUUAACAGGAAAUGCUUUUUAAAUCUUCAAUAGAAAGGUCUACUAUCUUUCAUGCUUGCUUAA